CUAGUAUGGGACAAACCUAUGAAGGAAAAUAUGCACGAUUUUGAUGGUGAUGAUAGGUUUUUGAUCCGGAGGCACAGCCAAGGUGGUGAUGCAUCGUCAUCAUCACAUGCUUGAGUCAGAUCACAAUCAGUUCGUCAAACGCCUCUUUCAGUUUUCGAUUUCUCAGUUGUCGAUAUCCCGGUAAUUUAACUGAAACAUCAAGGGUGGUCCGGUCCAGAAGCACCAAAAAUAUCCCUCUCUCUAACGGAAGUAAUGGGAAGAUUAUUGGGAGGAGCGACCCAAAUUCUGAGCAAAUCGUCGUCCGCUUUCUUCUUCCUCAAUCCAAAUUCGAACCUCUCUCUUUACAAACCCUCCAAAUCCCCUCGCCUCCUCGCCUCCUCCGCACCUUCGGGAUCAUGGCCUCCGCCGACGCGUUCGUCAAGGGCAGCGUCCACCCAAUUGGCGUCGCCGUCAUCACCCUCGGUCGCCCCCCGAGCUCUCAACGCCAAGAACCUAGGAAAGGACAUUAAAGUGGUUAUUGCCGAAAUUCAAAAGGACAAAAACACACCUCUUGUGUUUAAGGUAUUCACUGCUGAGUAUUCUCUAAUAUGCAAAAUCUCUGAGUACAAGAAGCCCUAUAUAAGCUUCAUGGAUGGCAUAACAAUGGGCUUUGGUGUUGGCCUAUCAGGUCACUGUCGCUACCGGAUCAUUAGAGAGAGGACUGUUCUUGCUAAUGCCAGAGAAUGUAAUUUGUUUGUUCCGAGAUGGUGGGUUUUCGCGUAUAGCAGCAAAGAGUCCAGGAGGAGGAUCUGUAGGAUUUCAACACCAUCGGAUGCACUGUAUGUGGGUCUUGGGACCCAUUUUGUCCCAUCUCAAAACUUGGCUAUUUGUGCCAAAGAAUCAAGGUGGAGAGGUGGAGAGCUUCAAGUUGAUUCGGUGAUGCAUGUUGCAAGCAUCAUAAGGAGGACACAAUGUUUCAAUCCAGACACGGGUACAUUAGCCCCGAGUCCUUCGGAUACCUGGAUCUACUACAAAGUUUGAGAAGUGGUGAUUGUUCCUAACUGUACAUUUUUCUUCUUUGGUACUGCCUGAUUGUGUUUUAUUUACUCCUGUUUCUUCCCCGGAUUUACAUAAAGCUAAUGUUACAAACUAGGCAACUAAAGCGGCUAUUUCCAAAUGCAGCUGUUUCUUCUUCUCUGAAUCGCUCGUUAAUGAAAAAUAACUAAUCUAGCUUAAAAUUUGCAUCGAGUUUCUUCUUAUCUUCCUCUUCUCUGUAUCUCUCAACUUUUCGCCCCCUUUUGUCAACCAACUUCGAUAUUUCUUCUUUUCUACAUUCGUUUGUCCUUGAUAAUUUCUUGAGGUGCCUCCAAAUACUGAAGACGGUUGUGAAAAGGUAACUGCUGACUGCUGUAUGUUCUCCCAGUAGAAAAACACAUUAUCGCAAUCGUUGUCAACCGCCUCUGUCUGCUUGGAACCAUGUGAGACAGUCCCCUCCCCUGAGCACUACACCGGCGAACCAAAAUUUGCAACCGGAAACACCAAGCUCGAGAAACAGGACGUGAGAUAAGAACAACACUGCAAGAGCCAUGAAGAGAGACUCAAUACGUUGUAAGAAAUCCAAACUUUGUCUUUUUAUUUCCUUGUCUACAGUGCUAAGUAGUGUCGGAACUGUAACGGAACCCAACACAUACUCUAUGCCCGGAAUCGUAAGGGUAAAUGUGAUUGUUUCGUCAAGAAAAUGAACAAAAAGUGGAACUUGUCGUGUCAGGGUUGGCGAAAAUUGCCUCUUCACUUGUUACAUAAUUAAAGUCGUGCAUAAUCUUUCAACU
This is a messenger RNA of Malus domestica (apple), 1808 nucleotides long. NCBI's taxonomy places the organism in Eukaryota, Viridiplantae, Streptophyta, Magnoliopsida, Rosales, Rosaceae. The record is from RefSeq and is a predicted model, not a curated record.